This is a messenger RNA of Diprion similis, 1933 nucleotides long. RefSeq lists its product as uncharacterized. Bases 124 to 1869 code for a protein of 581 amino acids. Lineage: Eukaryota; Metazoa; Arthropoda; Insecta; Hymenoptera; Diprionidae. The record is from RefSeq and is a predicted model, not a curated record. The transcript is spliced from 3 exons.
CGCGGCAACGAGCCAAACGCUGGAGUGGAGUACGAGACAUUUUUGAAUUCAGUCUAGCACGAGCCACUGCUCAGGAGACACCCGUAGGAGACUUGCUUGUUUCAAGUGAAUAAACAAGAGAAAAUGCCGGGCCACCGUCAGCCUAGCUCCCUAGAGGGGCUCAGUUUGGGACGUGUGUGCCAGCAGCUCGACGGGACGUGCCGCCGCCUUCAAAUGCGAUCUCAAGAAUCACCUGCCGCUCAAGUGUUCGCCUAUGCGAAACAAACUAUCAGGCCUUACUAUGUGAACGCCCUUCCGGCGCGCCUUCGUUCUCAAGUGAUAGAGGAAACGUCCAAAAUGCUUUAUGGACCUUCGCCGGAUGGUUCUACUCUGAUCUCCGGCCCGGCACCAUUGUAUCUACUUGCUCUUUUACUCGGACAUGAUAUCAGAAGUCUCAAAGUUAAUUUGUGCUGCUACUAUGGAUGCAGCCAUCAAACUUCGCUCCUAAAAUUAUUAGCGGCAGAAGGGGUUGGACUGGAGUCUCUUGAACUGGCUCGUUCUGCACUACUUAGACUGGACUGUAAGCUACUUAGAACGUCAUUGCGAAACAUGACGAAUUUGAGAAGUUUAACACUCAGGAACAUAGCAAACGAUGCGGUACUACAAGUGAUUGGAAAAGCGUGUUCGAAACUGGUCGUUUUGGAUGUUGCCUGCUCCAGACAAGUAACAGACAUUGGUCUCAAACAGUUGCUGUUGCAAGUCGAACUUCGUGACAAAACUUUGUAUCACCCUCCUGUUCAAGAAUCUAAUAGUUGGUCCCGCAUAAAAACGCUUUUUUCGAAACUGAAACUCAAGAGUUUGAAGACUGAAAAAGAUUCCGAUUUUGGAGUACUGCUCGAGUACUGUGAAAGCAGAAACUUCCUCUGUGAUACGCUUAGGGUUUUAAACGUGGCCAAUACAAGUGUAACGAGUGAAGGAGUGCUUAUCGCUCUUGCUCACGUUCCAAAAUUGGAAUCGUUGGCCGAAUACAAUCACGUAGGAAGAGUAAUGGAAAUUAUGAACCGAGGCGCAACUGGUUUGAACCCUCCGUUCAGCCUGACUCAAGCCCGUACUUUAAGAACCACGCCAUCCAGAUUAGAAAUCUUAGCACAGGCUUGUCCAAAGGUGGAAAAACUUCAUAUUUCUGAGCCUCACCAUCCCCCGGAGUCACUCAGACUAUUUUCUUGUGUUACUUCCCUGAGUGUUCAUAGUAUUCCAGCACAAAAACAAUGGCUGGAGGGUUUCUACGGCUACCUGCGCACCAAUGGCCAAAACUUGCACGAUCUAAACCUACGAAUAAUGCAAAGUGAAAACCCAAUAAAAUUAGAUCUCAGAGAAAUAUUUUCCAGCUGCCCGAAUCUUAGAAUACUAUCUAUGGAUGGUUCGAACGUUGUUUGGAGUAACAGAACCGAUCCUCCACCUCUGAGACAUCUAAAGAAAGUUCAACUAGGUCGCACAGUUAGCGCAAUGACGAUAACAAAAACACUUUCUCUGGCACCAGAGCUGACAGAUUUACAUGUUCACAGUUGUUUUGAUCUCACUAACUUGCACUUGGAAAAGUUAUUGAAUGUUUCAGCAAAAUCAAAAAGUGGAUGUAAGUCAGAGAAAUGUAAAAAUAGUUUGGUACAAAAUUUGAAUUGCUUUUACAUUUACGAGGCAAGCAAUGUGUCAACUUCUACUGUUUUGAAUAUGCUUUACAGCUGCAAAAAUCUUAAGCGAAUCGGAAAUUUGGCCAACUGGGGCUUGGACUGUGAGGGAGUAAGAAUUUUGCGGGAGACUUUGGCUCGAGACAAUUUUGAUGUCAAUUUAUCCCCCGGCUCGCAUUGGUUUUGGAGUAAUUGUAUCCAAUAGCGUAAAUUGCACCCAUUAUCGUAUCAUCAUAGCAAAUAUUGACAUCCAAGUACGUACAACUGAU